Molecule: messenger RNA, 1610 nt
Organism: Hymenoscyphus albidus
Lineage: Eukaryota; Fungi; Ascomycota; Leotiomycetes; Helotiales; Helotiaceae
Source: the annotation of a GenBank genome assembly
GCUUUGUGAUACCUCACACUCGAAAGGGUCAGAGCCUUGUCACAAGCUCCGCAAUCACCUACUAUCACCCUAUCUACGCCUCAAAAUUUCUCUUCUCCUUCCUAAUCCCGUCAUUCCCUUUUUUCCCAGCCUCUCAUCCCUGCCAGCCGUCAUAAUCCGUGCCCCUCACUUCUUCCCAGCAAUCAUUUUAUAAACCCCUCCAUCCGCGCCAAUAAACAAUGGCGCCAGACCUAAAUUCCUUACCACCUUCACGGUCCAUACCAUCUCCAUCUUCAAUAUCCAUGAGUCGAACGGCUAGUGUGUCAGAGGCUUCAGCCUUGCGAACCCAAACACCAUCACCUUCUUCAAGAACCGCUUCCACAUCCCUCCAAGCUGCUGCUACAGUGAAUGCUGGUCUGCAACAUGAGACCACCAGGCGUAUGUUUGCUACUUAUUACUCAGAGCCUGAAGUGGAAGGACCCAACCACUAACAAAAUGACAGGUUCUUCUGGCAGUUUACCCAGCAGAAACAGACAAACAUCCCACCCAGGCAGAAGACGCUCAACUGUACUCAUGAAUCUGCAACUGAACGAUCCGAGCUUGCCCCCGCCAGGAGAGAUGGUCAACGAAGGACCUAUUUCCAAUCUCCGUACGAGCCGUCCGCAUUCUCUAACUGGAUCGCCUACUAUACCUUUUAGAGACCCGCAUCAUAAUCGAGCUCCGAGUUUGGGGGAGAUACACCAAGAAAUAGAGCAGGAACAAGAGGCACAAGUGGUAUGAUUGGAAGUCACGCUAUAGAGGGAAUUAUGCUGAUCCAAUUUCAGAAUCGUCUUCUCCACAUGAUUCGGACACAACAGCAGCAGCUUCAAGCACUUCAGGCAGCUAGUGGUCAACCCCAAACGAAUCCCUUAGCCAUCGAUGAUUCCACUCCAACCUCUGAGCGUGCUAUGUCCUUUACGCAAGCUACUGCGCCACUACCACAAUCCUCUACCUCAACUCCAAGAUCCCCAUCGAUAGCCCUACACCCCCGAAGUUCAUUCGACCUGGUACGAACAGAUAUUGCUCAUCGAAGAUCGAGAACGCCGAGCCGAAACGCAUCUCCAAGAAUGAGAGCUACAUCAAUGAGUGGCGAGGGAGAUUCUGUCAACUUUGGCGGACGAGAUGAGAGUGCUUUCUAUCAGGCAGAAACACAAAUGAUGAUUCGUGAAAACCAAAUGCUACGACAGAGAAUCAGAGAAUUGGGUUAGUCUUUCCUCGAACUUGCGUCCCGAGAGUGUGUGGAAUUCGGAUGACAACUAACUAUGAAAAUAGAGCGUCAAGUUAGCGAGCAGCACUCGAACUCCAACAUCACCCGCGAACCUGCUACUCCAUCGCAUCUACUUCGUUCUACCUCCAUUUCUGAAGGGCCUACUACAGGUGCAGCAGUGGAUAAUAAGGACGAGUGAGGAUUGUAAUUUAUAGUGUUGUAGCAUUUCAAUCAAGACUGCAGGGCUUAGGCGUUCGGAUAGGAACUGGACCGGAAAGGUAAUUUUCAGUCUAUGCGAUCAUGAAUCGAAGACUAUAUGGAGUUCUCUCUUAUAAUACGGGGUGCUUGGGAAAUUUGCAUUGCUGAUGAAAUUGCUUGGUGGAGU